AUUUAUACAGUGUUUUGUCAGUGAGAGCUCACUGAUUGUCUUCAUGAUGACCAUCAUCUCUCUGCUCCUGCUGGCCUCUCUGCUGCCACACCUGACCUUCACUGCUCAUGUGGAUGUGGGUAUAGUGAACGGCAGGGAAGCAAAACCCCACUCCAGACCUUACAUGGUUUCUAUUCAGUUAAAUGGGCAACACAUCUGCGGUGGAUUCCUCAUUUCUGAUCAGUGGGUCUUGACUGCUGCACAUUGCUGGAACAGACAUGUGAAUCUGAUGGUUGUUGUUGGUGCUCAUGACUUAAGCAAUAGUGAGAUUUUGGAUCACAUCAGCGUUAGGAACUACAUCCCGCAUCCAGACUACAUAAUCUGUAAUUUGCAGAAUGACAUCAUGCUUUUGAUGCUAUAUAAAAAAGUCAGACUAAACAACAAUGUUGGACUGAUAUCAUUGCCAAAGAACAACAAAGACGUCAGUGUGGAUACUCUCUGUAGUGUUGCGGGCUGGGGAAGACUGUGGACUACUGGCUCACCGAGCGAUCGUCUAAUGGAGGCAAAUGUGACUACACUAAAUCACGAAGAGUGUCAACGUAAAUGGGAACUCAGCUACUCGGCCUUACAGAUGAUCUGUGCAUAUGGCAGUGGUGGAUCCUGCAAAGGAGAUUCAGGAGGUCCUUUGGUUUGUGGAGACACUGCAGUUGGUGUCACAUCUUUUGGAAGUUAUAAACUCUGCAAUUCACCUGAGCAACCUAAUGUGUAUACUAAAAUUUCAGCAUAUCUUCCAUGGAUCCACCAAAACAUUAGAAAAGUUAAGUAACUUCAAAACAAAAAAAGGAAGAAAUGUUUUUUUCUUGAAUUCUUUCAUGAACCUUCUUUCAAUAAACGUAUCACAUGGUAAACAUCAA
Cyprinus carpio (common carp) is the source of this 893-nucleotide messenger RNA. RefSeq names its product cathepsin G-like. The record is from RefSeq and is a predicted model, not a curated record. NCBI's taxonomy places the organism in Eukaryota, Metazoa, Chordata, Actinopteri, Cypriniformes, Cyprinidae. Gene Ontology annotation, biological process: proteolysis. Gene Ontology annotation, molecular function: serine-type endopeptidase activity.